Polychytrium aggregatum is the source of this 1414-nucleotide messenger RNA. RefSeq lists its product as uncharacterized. The transcript has a single exon. Bases 115 to 1233 code for a protein of 372 amino acids. Lineage: Eukaryota; Fungi; Chytridiomycota; Chytridiomycetes; Polychytriales. The record is from RefSeq and is a predicted model, not a curated record.
CACCGCUUUGCUGUCUCAGGCCCUGGUGGCGAUCGGCGAUGCCGGCGGGACGCUCAUAUCCCCGUCGGCAAGGGUGGGCUGGCGUGGACGGGACAGGCAUGCGCUGCUGCACGGAUGCAGGGCCGGCAGACAGAGGCCGGCAGCCGGAUAUCAACUGCCACCGUCCUCGACCUGAUCGGCGCUGGUCUCUGCCUCGCGAACAUGCAUCUCGGAGCGGCAAUCCAAAACACCCUCGGAUUCCUGCUAGAUGCAUCCGCUCCGGCGGCCAGUCCGACGACGGACCUGGGCGCCAGCACAGCGACCACGGGCUCAAGCGUCAACUCGGCCAACACCGACCCCAUCUCGUCCGGGACCAGUUCCACUCCCACCACAACCAUCUCGUCUCUCGGCGCGACCUCAUCUCCCACAAGCCUCGUUACGGAUCCACAGCAGCAGCAGUUUUGGACACUGGUUGUCGUUUGCAUCGUCGUCGGCGUCAUCCUGCUGCUGGUUCUUGCUCUUGGGCUUGUUGCCUAUCGUUACUACUCUGGCCCUCGACGCCGCCAGCCCUUGGACAUGCGUCGGCCAUCGACAACCCCGCUGGCCCAGGACAAGUCUUUCUAUCCUGCCGAACUCUCUGAGCCUUCUGAGCCCGAGCCCCUGGCCAUCGUCGUCGACACUGCCCAUCUCUCGCUGCGGCACUUUCCCACCCCCUCGGCCAUUGCUAUGCAGGACAACCCGGCUUUUACUCCAGCAUUCGGCAGCCAGCAGAUCGCUGUCGAUCUCCGGACUAUUCCAGAUGAACCAGCGACACGACCGGCCGUCUCAGCCGUUAUUCCCAGAGUCGACUCCCUUGGGUUGCCUGCAGACCCCAGUCAGGCCUCGCUUCCUCGGCAGGACGACAUGUACGAGCCAAUCGCCCAACCCGCUCCCGCCAUCACCGCAACUGCCCCGAUAGCCCUGUCGACCCCAACUGCCCCAAUGAUUUACCAACCCAUUCAAGUACUGAGAGCGCCGUCGGUGAGGAGCAUGGCUGCGUCCCCUCGCCCGGGCUCGACAUCAACGCCGCUGGUUCGGCCGCACGACUCUCCAGCAAUCGGCCGCGGCGCCAUUCGCACAAUGGCCCCACUCGCUGGCUCUGACGACUCGGCCCGGAUGGAGCGUCGGGGCUCCUAUGCCCCGCGACACCCUCGAAUAACAACCCUUGCGUUCAAUACACCGGCGCAGGGCUACCUUGUCAAGCCUGACAUAUAAUGCCCAGGAACACACUAAUGCCCAGCCACACAUUAUAAUUCAGUCUGCCAAAGCUAUGUCGGGUGUCCUUCCUCUUACAGUCUAUCCAGAAAGAAACGGGACAGUCACUUCCUGGCUUCAGAUGUCUGAACCCCGCUGACUGACUGUAGGCCCCAGAGGGCAAGCCAUGCGAUUUUUUCCC